CUGUCUCACUCUCUCUCUCUCUCGCUCUCUCUCUCAAUGGCUUCUUCAUGGGGAUGGGCGGGCAACAUGUCCUCGAUUGCUUCUCGCAUCUAUUUCUUCCUCAUCAUCCUUCAGAUACCUCUCUUCAGGGUCCCAUGUCGAUCAGGAAUGUGUACCACACCAUUAGAGGUGACAUCUUCACAGUUGGUAGCAAACGAUAUUUUCCCUGUAGUUGUAAUGAAGGCUCUUCUCUACCCUGGGGCUGUUGCUAAUGGUAUGAUCAACAAUAUGACCAUCCCUAGAUGGGAUAACAUACUAAAUAUCUACAACCUGACAAAUGUGAAGGAAGCCUCGCCAUUGACUGAACUCCAGCGCCUUGAGGUCCUUGCAGGCAGCUAUUUUUCUGUGGCAGGAGCUCUUGUUUGUCUGUUGAAGCCUGGGAGGAUGAGCAUGUUUGGGACUCUUCUGGUCAUUUGGGGUCUUGUAAAGGAAGGGAUCCUUGGAAAACCCAUCAACACUGAUCCUACAAAGGCCGUUUAUGUAUAUCCAACAAUGGUUAUUGCUCUGGUUUGUGCAUUUGCAUCUGUAAAGUACGAUGCGAAGAAGAUAACCAGAAGUGCACCAGCGGUCCGCCCUAUUGCGAAACCUCUGCAAAGCUCUGCAAAGUCAAAGCUGAAAUGAGUUGGAGUUACAAAAUUUAUCAUCCAAAGCAAUUUUUUUUAACAGUUGAAGCUCUUUUGUUUUGGUGCUGAAGUUUCAUGCCUGAACAUUGUGUUGCAUUCUCUGUGAGGUGUAAAAUUAGCCCAUCCAUUUUAUGAGCUUUAUUGUCA
This is a messenger RNA of Telopea speciosissima, 809 nucleotides long. RefSeq lists its product as uncharacterized. NCBI's taxonomy places the organism in Eukaryota, Viridiplantae, Streptophyta, Magnoliopsida, Proteales, Proteaceae. The transcript has 4 exons. Bases 37 to 660 code for a protein of 207 amino acids. The record is from RefSeq and is a predicted model, not a curated record.